This is a messenger RNA of Cherax quadricarinatus, 754 nucleotides long. NCBI's taxonomy places the organism in Eukaryota, Metazoa, Arthropoda, Malacostraca, Decapoda, Parastacidae. The record is from RefSeq and is a predicted model, not a curated record.
GUAAGAGAAUGCUGUAGCUAAAGCAGAUUAAUGAGGUUCAAGCAAUAUUUUUAGAAAUAUGGAUUCUGAAACGCAAAAUUAAUUCAUAUCUGAAACAAUUUAUUUUAAACUCAGAAUUUGGGAUAUUCGCAGAUUCUGAAUUCAUGGGAACCUCUAGGAACGUAAUCCCAGAAUUGUUUGAUUUAACUGCACAGUAUUUAAUUAGGUAUUGUUCAUUAAAAAGGUAAAAUUUGUUAAACAUUUUUCUUCCAGAUAUUCUAUGGUAUUUGUGUUUUACACCCUCUGUUUGCUGGUGAUGUUGAUGAUAAGGCCAUUCCUUUCAUCAAAACUUUUGCCAGGCCGUGGAAAGUCUGCCAUCUAUUCAGCACUCUACUUCCUCCCAGUCCUUAUUGUUAUCCAUGCUGUUGGAGCAGGGCUUAUAUAUUAUUCCUUCCCAUACAUGGUGAUCAUAUUGUCAGUAGUAUCAAAUGCUGCACAUUUUGCUUUUCAGUUGGACCAGUCAAUGCCUGGCCUCCUGAUGGGAUGUGUUCGGGACGUACGUAAUCUCGUUAUUCUCCUAGGUCAUUGGGGAUUGCAUGCUUAUGGUAUUGUUGCAAUUACACAGCUGACAGAAGGAGUCCUUCAUGGCUCUCUAUGUGCACUAGUGCCUCUACCAGCCCUCUUUUACAUUCUUACCUCUCGAUUUACUGACCCUUCCAACAUUGGUUAAAGGGUAUUUAUUAAAUAAAAAAAUAUUAAAAUUUUAUUUAUUAUA